This is a messenger RNA of Amoebophrya sp. A120, 438 nucleotides long. The record is from the annotation of a GenBank genome assembly. NCBI's taxonomy places the organism in Eukaryota, Dinophyceae, Syndiniales, Amoebophryaceae.
GGCGGGGCGCUUCGCGCCCGUGGUGCGGCCGCGGCCCUGCCCCGGCAGGCUUGCGCGGCUCGCGCCAGUGCUCCGCCAGGCGCCCGUCUUGGCGCCCUUUUACGACAGGGUCUGCCCGUGUGCACGCCGGCGAAUUGUACUGAGACAUUGCGGCCGGCGCCCGUUGUGGUCGCCGGCGCCGGCGUGUUGCGCCGUCUUUUCGGCGGCUGCCUGUAAAGUGGUGACGGGGCCGGCGGGCCGGUCGAGAACGAAGGUCUUUCAGAAUGAUCUACAUGGCAUGUAAGUUCCCCUGCCGAGACCGACGAUCGCCGUCACUCAGACGGCACGCACCUGGACGUGAUGCAGAAACCAAUUUUGUUUCGCACAUCAUUGAAGAACAUUGAUUGCGGGCUUCAUUGACUUCAGAGGGCUUCCGCGAGUGUGUUAAAUGAAAGCUAU